AUGAGCAAGGACCGUGUGAGGCGGAUCUACAACAACGUGCAGCUGCGCCUGCCCUCCGCGUUUCGUGACGCUGGCAGCGACUCAGAGCACAGCGCGGAUGCGGUCUCAGGGCGUCACAGCGAGGCCUCAGAGGAUGGCGACUUGAAGGAUGCAGCUGUACGGCUGUUUGGCAGCGCCAACCUGGGCCAUGUCGUAGCGGAUUUGUCCCAUGGAGCACCGGUGAAGUCGCCCGACAAAUCGCAGGAUCGGGACCCGUCCGGUUUGAUCGCUCGAGCUCUGAGGGGUGAGGAUGAAAGCAGCGAGGAUUCCGCCGUGGACGACUUCCGAGCCAUGAGGAAAGCAGUCAAGGAGUCCAGUCAGCAGGUUGCAACCGAUCCCAAAAAGCCGCUGGUCAGAAAGCUUCGCCAAGCGAUGCCAGCGAAGCCAAAGCCAAAGCCGGAGCCAAAGGCCACAGGAUUUGUUCGUUUGGAGCUUGUUGAAAGCACCAGUGAAGAAGAAGAUGGAAAGAAUGAAGUCAGUUCUGAAGACGAAGAAAUCAGUCUUGAACAAGACUCCCAUCUUCGCGUCUUGCACCGCUUGGAAAGCUCGGCACCGACUGGUGAAUGCCCUUGGGAUGUGUGGCUUCAAGCGACACGGUCAUGGCCACAGCUGAAAACGAAGCUGAAUUCUCCGGAUUUUUGUCGCCAAAAUGGCGACCUUUGUGUGAACUUCGAUGUCGAGCUGUUGAAAAAGUUGAUCCAAGAAGAGAAGGCAGCACGUGCCGCUGCGCGCCAAGCGCGCAUUGAUGACCAGGAGAAUCAGAAAAAUCGUGUGAACGAAUACAUCGAAGAAGCUGAACGAAGACGUGAGAUGAUCAAAGGCCGCAUCGGUGGUUUCCUCCUCGCACCUCGCAGUGAGAAAUUGGAAGAAACUCUCCGAAGGUCGGCCAUGUCGGCCAAAGCCGAAGAGAACUCCUUCAAUCCACCGCCACGGCCCUCAACGUUCGCACGACUACGACCAUCUACCAAUGGAUCCCAUGGACAGGUUGGACAAGUUGAUGCAAUGAAUGCAGUGAAAGUGAACUGAGAGAUAAAAAGAAA
Cladocopium goreaui is the source of this 1079-nucleotide messenger RNA. NCBI's taxonomy places the organism in Eukaryota, Dinophyceae, Suessiales, Symbiodiniaceae. The record is from the annotation of a GenBank genome assembly.